Messenger RNA from Pistacia vera, 2396 nucleotides. Its product is annotated as probable L-type lectin-domain containing receptor kinase S.5. The transcript is spliced from 2 exons. NCBI's taxonomy places the organism in Eukaryota, Viridiplantae, Streptophyta, Magnoliopsida, Sapindales, Anacardiaceae. Gene Ontology annotation, biological process: protein phosphorylation. Gene Ontology annotation, cellular component: plasma membrane. The record is from RefSeq and is a predicted model, not a curated record. Gene Ontology annotation, molecular function: ATP binding; protein kinase activity; carbohydrate binding. Bases 154 to 2232 code for a protein of 692 amino acids.
UUUCCUGAACAAAACUUAAAAAAUAUAUAUGUGAAUAAAGAGAGAAACACAGGCAUCAAUCAUCUCUCUUUCUGUGCUUUCCUCAACUUCUUCUUCUUCAGAUCUCUCUGCCAACAUAUAACAAACUGAGACUGCUUCAGUUGAAAAAUAUAUAUGGGCACACGCAGGUCAAAUAAAAUCUUGAUCUUGCUGUCAGUUUUCGUACUUUUCAUUUGCAGCACAGAGGCAGCAUCCUUUCAACCAGUCAAGUUUUCCAACUUUACUUCUAAUACGGAUUCGAAGUACUUCAAGCUUGACGGGGAUCGGACUAGUAUCGAUGGUGGAGCUCUUCAGUUAACGUAUGAUUCCAUCAACAAUGGGGAGUCUGAUAAUUUCUUCAACAACUCGGGUCGCAUCAUGUAUUAUCAGCCUUUCAGGAUCCACAAUGGUGAUGAUGGAGGUGAAAUGUUGGCUUCCUUCACCUCAACUUUUGUCAUUAAUCUCUUUCGGCAACCAGAGUGGGAGCCUGGUCAUGGCCUUGCUUUUCUCAUAGCCCCCAAUUACAGCUUACCCGGAUCAAGUUAUGGUCGUUGGCUUGGCCUCACUAAUAGUUCCACAGAUGGCAGCAGUGAAAACUAUUUUGUAGCCAUUGAAUUUGAUACUAGAAAGCAGGAAUUCGACCCGGAUGGAAAUCAUCUUGGUCUCAACAUCAACUCUGUCAUAUCAAACAAGUCUGUUCCUCUCGAUCCCUAUAACAUCACUCUAUCUCCAAACGAUACAAGUAACUAUAGGGUCUGGGUCCAAUAUGAUGGAGCAUCCAAAUUGCUGCAAGUGUACAUGUUGAAGGUGCCAGAUGUAGACUUUGAUCUCCCCAAACCAUCCGAACCACUUCUCAACGCGACCAUAAACCUGAAGGAAUAUUUGAAAGCAGAGUCCUACUUUGGUUUUUCUGCUUCAACAGGUGAUCCAUACAUUCAGUUGAACUGUGUACGAGCAUGGACAUUAGACAUAGAUGUUGUUCCCAAGAAAAAAGAUUGGAAAUGGCUGAUUAUUACUGCCUGUGUUGGUGUUCCUGUGCUGAUAAUACUUUUAAUGUGCAUAGUGGUUUACAUGAAGAAGGUAAGGAAGGCAAAAGUGGAAGAGUCCCAUGAGUUUGGAAGAUUGAAAUGGUUGCCCGGAAUGCCAAGGGAAUUUAAGUACAAGGAAUUAAAGAAGGCGACCAACAAUUUUCAUGAGAGUAUGAGGCUUGGAGAAGGUGGAUUUGGAAUUGUUUACAAAGGCAUCAUUCAUGAGAAGGAUCAUGAUCAAAGUCCUACUGAAGUUGCAGUCAAGAAAUUCUCCAGAGAUAACAUCAAAAGCAAAGGGGAUUUUUUAGCUGAGCUCGCCAUCAUCCAUCGUCUUCGCCAUAAACAUCUUGUCCGCUUAGUUGGAUGGUGCCACGAGAAAGGGAAGCUUCUAUUAGUAUACGAUUUCAUGCCAAAUGGGAGUGUGGAGAAAUACUUAUACGGGAAUUCCGAGCAGACAACGCUGACUUGGAGUCAUAGAUACAAAAUACUAGCAGGGGUUUCAUCAGCUUUAUAUUACCUGCACAAUGAGUAUGACCAAAAGGUGGUGCAUCGUGACCUUAAGGCAAGCAACAUCUUGCUUGAUGUUGAGUACAAUGCUCGGCUGGGUGAUUUCGGUCUUGCUAGAGCCAUCGAGAAUGAGAGAAACUCCUAUGCAGAUGUGGGAUUAGACGGAGUUCCAGGCACCAAGGGUUACGUGGCUCCGGAAUGUUUCCAUACAGGGAAGGCCACCACAGAAUCUGAUGUGUUUGGCUUUGGAGCAGUGGUGCUUGAGGUGGUGUGUGGCAGAAUGCCGGGGGUCAUGAUCCCUGCCCAAGAAGUUUCUUAUACCUUAGUUGAUUGGGUCUGGAUGUUGCACCGCGAAGGGCGCAUUCUGGAUGCUGUUGAUAAACAGCUGAACAAUGAUUUUGUAGAAGAUGAAGCCAGGAGGGCUUUACUUCUGGGAUUGGCAUGUUCACAUCCCAUAGCCGGUGAAAGACCUAAAACAGAGGAUAUAUUGCAGAUCAUAACUGGAACUUUGCCAGUCCCUGAUGUUCCUCCAUUCAAGCCCUUCUUCACAUGGCCUUCUAUGGAUCCUUCUUUCAGCAUAAGUAGUAUACUUACUGGCAUCUCAUUGUCUUCUAAAGAUUCUAAUACGAUAAGUGAUGUAUCCCAAUCACAGGAGGUUACACCUCGUCUCCCAGUUUGAAUCUUUCAAGCUUCUCCAGCUGUGUAGCAUGCUUUUGCUAGAACUAUGCUUGUAGUAUUUGUAAUAGAGGAGAAUUCUUCUGUAAUUUGCUGAGGAAUUCCAGGAAUUAAUCUAAUGUAUCUAUUUUCAAACAGUUGGUUUACAUCCCCUUUUUAGACAGGAAA